Komagataella phaffii GS115 is the source of this 1878-nucleotide messenger RNA. Its product is annotated as Cytosolic protein required for sporulation. The coding region runs from base 1 to 1878 and encodes 625 amino acids. NCBI's taxonomy places the organism in Eukaryota, Fungi, Ascomycota, Pichiomycetes, Pichiales, Pichiaceae. The record is from RefSeq and is a predicted model, not a curated record. The transcript has a single exon.
AUGUCCACCGAUCGGAAUGCCCAUUCCAAAAGGUCUCCUUCGAUUUUGGUAACAGACUCCAGGCAAAACUCCGCCAGUGCUCCCUUUGCUGGUCACAGAUUGAGCCGAAAUAAUGCUAACAGGUCCCACCCAAGCUCUGGCUAUAGGGACGUAUCCGUGUCAGGAGUUCUCGGAAAUAGGAGUGACGUUCCAUCUUCUGAGAGAAGGGACCGACUGCCCUCUAUACUAGCAAAUAGACGUCCCAGUAGAAGUGGACGUUAUGAUGAUACAAUUAGAAAACAGAGGCAUGCUAGAGGAUUAACCCAAGAAUACAUGAGCAACGAGAUUCAACACAGGACCAUUCCGAAACUGUCUAAGACCCUACCCACAAGAACUUCCAAGAUCAAUGAAAAGCUGGUUUUAAUUCCUGAUAGUGAUGAAGAACUGCAAAAGUACAGAAAAGUCCACCAGCCUUUCAACUCUGAUCUCUACGUUAGAUCAACUGCGGAGGAGAUGUCAAAGGAGCAUAGAGCUCAGAAUUACCCGCGUGUCACGGCUUAUCUUGUUGCUAAUAGCUUUGAUCUCAAACUAACCGCAAAAUAUCUGGAAAAGGAACAUUUGGUGUCUCCAAGAAGGUAUAGUGAGGUGUUGUAUGUUCCUUACAGUUUGCCGUUGAUUCCAGGGUUGAACGGGGUUAGAGUUCGGUCGAAUGAUUCUGAGAAAGUCCAGGCUGGUAAGAUAUGGAUGGAGAACUAUAUUGAUAAAUCUGAACAAAAAGACCAUCAUUAUGAAUAUUAUUCUGGCGUUGAAUACGAGAGUGAUCAGGCAAUUGAUCCUCAAGGAAGAUCUGUGCCUUUAGAGUUUGACGAAGAUCAUUCCAAGUCUGCAGAGUUUGAUCCUUCAGAGCCUCAGUUCUUCCCAGAAAACAGCUCACCUCGUGACACUCCAAUUGAGCCCAGUUCAGAGGUGACAGAAGAAAAAGACACUGAAACCUUGAAAACCACUACCUCCAACGAAUCCCAGGUCCCAGAUCUCUCUAAGCACGCGGAAGUUUUCAUAUUUGAUUAUGGAACAGUUGUAUUUUGGAAUUUAAGUGAGUUGAACGAGAAGAAUAUUCUGGCUGAUCUUGUAUUUGCAAAGAUUCGUCCGGGAGAAUACGAAUUAAGCGAUGAUGAGGAUGAGGAUGAGGAUGAUGAAAUGGACGGUGUUAACCACGCUACAGAGGCCGCAACUGAAUCGACUCCCUUAAGUAAUUCCUAUUCACCCGCUCCAUAUUUACCACUGGCCAUAAAACCAGUCUCCGAACAGUACAUCGAAACCGAAGAGUUUCACUUCGAAUACAAUGUCAAUAUCACUACGCCCAGAAUUUACAACGACAUGAUCACGCUAAAGUCUGGAGAUCAUAUGAUUAAACUUGCUAUUUCCCAUGCUCUUGCACAAUCAAACAAAUUGUCACUCUUCGAAUCAAGAAUGUCAGUGAUUCUUACCAGCAUUUCUAGACUACCCAAAGCGCUUGCACUUACCGGAAAACUAGCCAACUACACCCGUAAAAAGGUUUUAAUAAAAACAGGAAAACUGUUUCAACUAAGAAAUGAAGUUAACUUGUCUUCUACAGUGCUGGACACUCCUGAGUUUUUCUGGUCCUUUGAACCUGCUCUGCAUCCAUUGUAUAAUGCCAUAAGGGACUAUCUCGAGAUUGAGCAGAGAGUUGAAGUGGUCAAUGACAGAUGUAAAGUGUUUUUGGACUUCUUCGACAUGGUUGCCGACUCGUUGGUGGAGAGGAAAGGUACAAGGUUCAUUUACUUCGUUAUUGUGGCUAUCGGAAUGAGCGUGAUUGUCGGCGGGUUUGAGAUCCUAAUAAGAUAUCUACUUAUCAAGAAGAACUCAAACUCAAUAUAG